Uranotaenia lowii is the source of this 2382-nucleotide messenger RNA. RefSeq names its product homeotic protein empty spiracles-like. Gene Ontology annotation, molecular function: DNA-binding transcription factor activity, RNA polymerase II-specific; DNA binding. Gene Ontology annotation, biological process: neuron differentiation; regulation of DNA-templated transcription; central nervous system development. The transcript is spliced from 3 exons. The coding region runs from base 462 to 1787 and encodes 441 amino acids. The record is from RefSeq and is a predicted model, not a curated record. NCBI's taxonomy places the organism in Eukaryota, Metazoa, Arthropoda, Insecta, Diptera, Culicidae.
UUGAAUGUGGAUGGAACGUUGUCGCUUCGAACGUGUUUACGUACGCGCGUAAUCUACGGGUAUUCACGCGAAGUGUUAAUAGCGCUGGUUGUUGUUGUUGGUUUUACUGCUUCGUUUUGUUUUUUUUUUGCUGCCCAUGAUCAGGGCGACCACGACGCGACGCCAGGGAGCGGCCAAGGUGCCGCGUUUCUUGAGGUGGCGUUCAGGGUGCUAAACGAGGCAUGAACUAAAACAUCCGAGAACAAAUUAAGCUGUUUUCAGCGAUAUGCACGGUCUAAAGGCCCCUCGCGAGUUUGGUGCUUUCAGGUGAUUGUUUCUGGUGCUGGUGGAUUAGGUGUAAACAAAAUGCAGAGCAUGGUACUCUAAACGCGAGUGAGUCUUCCGUUCGAAAAUGACGUCUUUCGCGAAUCGUGAACAAUAGGCGAAAGCAACCGAAACGAUUCCAUUUCCGGUAGUGUAUAAUGAUGCCAUUAGCGCCAACUUCCAUUAUGGCAUUGCCUACGCAAAAACCUCGUAUAGGAUUCAGUAUCGAGUCCAUUGUUGGCAAUCGGUUAACGAAAACACCGCCGCGAUUUUCGCCCAAUAGUGAGAGCAUCGAUCGUCCCUUGAGUCCCCUAAGUGAUAAUAGCUACCCGAGUGAGUUCCCGAGUCAUCUGAAAUUUCCUUCAACCCAGGUCGAAUUGCAACGAGCCCUCCGAUUACCGGCCGAUUGCACUCCUAAUGAUCUGAGCACUAGGAUACAUCGACUGCAAAAUAGUUCCUCGCCUACGGUGGACUUCAAUCGGAACCAUCGCCGUCUAGAAUCUCCACAUAGUUAUGAUCUAACGCGACUAGAAAAUUCUAAAAGUCCAACACCUCAAACUAGGCUAUCACCGGCAGAUCACUCUUCUCGAACUCCUUCUCCACAAUCCCCCUCAAUCAACGGACCUCCUCCGCCAAGUAAAGGUCCCAUCAUAGUUCCUGGAAUUCCGGCCGGUUUAGUUAGGCCCUUCCCAGUUGGUCCACAUCCUCCCCCGAAUCCCGGUGAGCUCAAACCGAUGCCGCCCUUCAUGAACCCAACGGACAUUGUCCACAGUCAGCAUCUGUUGGCGGCACAAUUUCAAGCAGCCGCCGCCCUUGCCCACGCUCAAUCCGGCGGUGGCCAAGGAUUCCCACAUCCGGCGGCAGUGCAUCUGCAUCAUCAUCCGAAUCCGGGCAUCCCGAGGGACAGCUACCCGCUGUAUCCGUGGCUACUGAGCCGACAUGGCCGUGGAGUGUUCCCGCCACGGUUUCCUGGAACCUAUCUGUUCCCGUUCCGGAAACCGAAACGAGUGAGGACGGCCUUCUCGCCGACCCAACUGCUUAAACUGGAGCAUGCCUUCGAGAACAACCACUACGUGGUGGGAGCGGAACGGAAAUCUCUGGCCCAAACGUUGGGACUCACCGAAACCCAGGUCAAGGUAUGGUUCCAGAAUCGGCGAACCAAACACAAGCGGAUGCAGCAGGAAGAGGACGCCAAACCGGGAAGUGGUGACGGCGGCGGCGAAGGAGGAGCUUCCGGUCGAAAUCGUUCGGCGAGUCCUGGAGCCGGUGGCUACGAGGAAGACGACGACGACGAAGAUGACGAACUGAUCGACAUGGAAAUGGACGAUUGUCCGAGCGAUGACGAGCAUGGGGAAGUUGGCUCCCCGGGCCUAGCUCAGCUGUCAACUUUUAUGGGCCAUCAUCAGCAGUAUUCGCAGUAUUUGCAGCAUCAGCAACAGCAGCAACAACAACAGCAGCAGCAUCACCAUCACCAUCAUGCAUGAAAUUUAGCCCAGGAACGAUUGCUGCGGAUGAUCGUUCUUGAAUGAUGUUGAUUUGGGUUUCGUGAAGGAGGGCGAUUCUGUAGAAGUGAGGUUUACAUAAGAGUAUCGAAAUCUUCCGCGCCGGUUGAAGUUCCUCAAUGUGAAUACCACGAAGACGUUUGAUAGAUGUCAAUGUGCCAAGUUAGAAACCGUGAGCGCCUAAAGGUAUGUUUGUAUGUUACGCGCAACUAGGAUAAUACCAUAAGGAUGCCAAACAAUCUGUGAAUUUGUUCGUUCGUAGCUAAACCAAGUGGAUUGUUCACUUGGCGGAAACCAUUAAGCCAGUGUUUGAGCUUUGCAUAAAGAUGAAAAUCAUACAUUUUAAUAUUUAUUAUUUAUUAGAAACUGAAUUUAAGGCUUCAAUUUGAACGAGUUGUGUACAGUUAUGUAAAAACUAAAGCGAGUAGGAACUUUAUCGUUCAGUGAAGAAUUGAAACAUUCGAAAGAUGUUCCUAGUGAUUACCUAAUUAUCAGUUCAUUAGACUUUCUUUACGGAAGACUCUUUUCGAAAUAUUUGUGCAUGUGGAGAAAAAUCUUUCCUAUGAAGUAUUAAAUA